This is a messenger RNA of Linum trigynum, 4551 nucleotides long. NCBI's taxonomy places the organism in Eukaryota, Viridiplantae, Streptophyta, Magnoliopsida, Malpighiales, Linaceae. The record is from the annotation of a GenBank genome assembly.
CGGACAUUACAAAAACUACCUAGUCAAUUUGUUUCGUCGACUAUCACGAGCAAAUUAGACCAUCUUUGUGACUUGUUCCGUCGACUAUCACGGACAAUUUAAAAAUUACCUAGUCAAUUUGUUUCGUGGACUAUCACGAACAAAUUGGAUCCCUGCUAAGUUUGUUCCGUCGACUAUCACGGGCAAUUUAGAAAUCCUAGACAAUUUGUUUCGUCGACUAUCACGAGCAAAUUAGACCAUCUUUUUAACUUGUUCCGUCGACUAUCACGGGCAAUAAAAAUUACCUAGCCAAUUUGCUUCGUCGACUAUCACGAGCAAAUUAAAACCCCCCUACUAAAUUCGUUCCGUCGACUAUCACGGGCAAUUUAGAAAACCUAGUCAAUUUGCUUCGUCGACUAUCACGAGCAAAUUAAAACCCCCAUACUAAAUUCGUUCCGUCGACUAUCACGGGCAAUUUAGAAAACCUAGUCAAUUUGCUUCGUCGACUAUCACAAGCAAAUUAAAACCCUCAUGCUAAACUGGUUUCGUCGACUAUCACGGGCAGUUUAGAUAACUAAGUAAAUUUGCUUCGUCGGCUUUCACGAGCAAAUGAGAUCCCUCCUUCUAAAACUUGUUUCGUCGACUAUCACAGACAAUGCAGAAAACCUAACCCCGCUCCGCAUACCGCGAGGGGGCAACCAAAAUCCCAAGUCUGCUCUACCGCCAUGGGAAUAAAUCUACACCCACUCUGCAUAUCGCAAGCGGGCAACCAAAUUCCAAAGUCUUCCCUACAGUCAUAGGAACAAGUCAACAUCUCACAUAGCUACAACGCACGGGAGCUGAGGAGCGCCCCUACCAUUCAAUACCUCACGGGAGCUGCGGAGAGCCCCUACCAUUUAAUACCUCAUGGGAGCUUAGGAGCGCCCCAACCAAUCAAAACCUCACAGGAGCUGGCGAGCCCCUCUAUCAGUCAACAACGCACGGGAGCUGAGGAGCGCCCCUACCAUUCAAUACCUCACGGGAGGGGCUCGCCAAAUCCCUAGGAAUUCCUUAACCAGCAUAUAGUAAACUUCGAAGCUACCCUCGACCAUCCAAAACAAUCCCCAAAGCCACCCUAAAACCAUGUCGGUACGCCAUCCGAAAACCCUAGGUAAACCUAAAUAGGGUAAAGAUGUAAUGAUAUAUGUUUGCUUAUCUAAAUGUAUGUUUACUUACGACGUAAUGAUAUGCGUUUUAUCUUUUGCUCGUAAAACUGUGUGAUUGCAUGAAUGAAAAACGUUUUCAAAAUUAAUAAACAUCAUUCUCUCAUAAGAUUUUCAUUCACUCAUUAACAAUUUAUCAUAAAAAGAUAAAAAUGCAUGCAUGAUGAGAAAUAAAUUUGCAUUCAUACAUCAUUAACAUUUGCAUAAGCAUCAUGCAUACAUACCCAUAAUAAAAAUGAAAAAUAAUUGGUCAGUUUUAAGAUGGUUCAGGGUUUCUAAAAUCAUUCAUCCACGAGGAAAGAGAGUCAAGUCUUUAAGUAUUUGACAAGAUCCAAGGUUGAGCUCAUCAUGGAGGCAUUCCAGAAGAAGAUCGGCGAUGUUGAAGGAAAGUUGACCGGAUUCGAUGAAAAGCUAUCUGGGUUCAAUCAAAAGCUAGAAGGUGUCGACAAGGUGAAAAAUCAACUAAAUUUGCUUAUAGGGAUGAUGUCAGCAAAGAAGAAAGAGGUAGUAACCAAUGACGAAGAAAUGUCAGUUUACAAUGACGAUAAUGGCAAGCCACAUAAUGGGGGCAAUUCGGGCAAGAAAUCCAUCAGUAUACCCAUAAACGAGAAGCUUGAUAAAGACAAAAUUGGAUCAUCAAAACUUGAUGACUCGCAAGGGAGACGGAAGUUAAAAGAAACUGUGAUCGAUGCCACAUCAAAAGAAAAACUUGAACGACUCGAUGAACGAAUAAGAGCUAUAGAAGGAACAGAGUCAUACGGGUCCACAGAUGCAUCACAAUUAUGUCUGGUCCCAGAUGUGAUAAUACCUCACAAAUUCAAAAUGCCAGAAUUUGAAAAGUACAAAGGUGCUACUUGCCCCAGAAGCCACAUGGUUAUGUAUUGCAACAAGAUGGCUAACCAUAUUCGGGAUGAAAAAUUGAUGAUACAUUGCUUCCAGAAUAGCUUAAGUGGUCCAGCUCUAAGAUGGUACAUGCAACUCGAAAGAUCAAAGGUCAAGAGAUGGCAAGAUCUAGCUAAUGCAUUCUUCAGACACUAUAAGCAUAACCAAGAUUUAGCUCCAGACAGGGAGGACUUGCGUAAUAUGGAAAAACAAGAGAAAGAAUCCUUUCGUGAAUACGCCCACAGGUGGCGAACAAAAGCUAUAGAUGUUCAACCUCCUCUAUCGGAGAAAGAAAUGGUGUCAAUCUUCUUCGACACACUCAAGCCUCCCUACUACAACAACAUGGUAGGAAUUACCACGACUAACUUUGUCGAUCUUUUGAUAAUCGGUGAAAGGAUAGAAAAAGGGAUCCGACAAGGCAAGAUGGAAAUACCAGAAGGCUUCGCGAGACUAAGCCAGAACAAGAGAAAGGAAGAAGAGGUAUAUUCAUCCCACAAAGAAGCAAAAGAGAAAACACGAAAAAGCAAUUUUCAAAAUAAUCAAGCCCUCCCAUAUGUUGCAACUACCACACCAAUAUUGCAACCUCCAAACUUCAUGAAAUCAACGAUCCAAAAUCCCACACCAAUACCACGACAAGGUGCCAAUCGAGAUGUUAGUAUCACAAGGAAAGCAAAAAGGGUAUUUGACCCCAUCCCGGUCACGUAUACCGAACUCUUCCCUCGAUUACUCCAUGAUCAUCUAAUCACUCCUAUUCCGGGUGAGACUCUACAACCUCCAUUUCCAAGGUGGUAUAGGUUCGACAAGCAUUGCGAUUACCAUUCAGGAGUCCAAGGGCAUUCAGUGGAAAAUUGCAACGCUCUGAAGAUAAAGGUUCAAGACAUGGUGAAUGCCGGAUGGUUGAAGUUUGAAUAAGAGGAGAUCGUUUACACGUCAACAACAGCCUACUGCAGACUCGGGGAAGUUAAUAAGCAUAACCUCAAAUAAAUAUCGAGAUAGCUCGCCACGAUAAAAAUGUAUCACCUUUUGCUUUCAUCAUGAGAAAUAAAAGGUUACUCAUGUUUCUACCUUCUCGGAGCAUUUCGUGAUCAUUAUCAAUCUCGAUUUCGGAUUUCCCAUCAAUGGUCCCUAUCUUUCCAAGUAAUAAAAAUCUAUUUCACAAAUUUUGACUUGAAUUCUCUGAAAUAAAUCAUAAACCAAUUUCAUGUGUUCAAGUUAAGCCAUGGGAUUAUCAUACCAAACAACUAUGAACACCCUACUGGUGUUGAGAGAUUACGAACACCCUACUGGUGUCACGAUUUUGAACACCCCACGGGUGUUGAGAGUACAAAAUGCCAACUUAUGUUGAGUAUAUAAACACCCCACUGGUGUCCGUAAAUCAUGUGAGAUGAUAGUCAAGGGAUGUAGUGGGGAUACGACAUCAGGCUAUUUUAAGAAUCCUGUCACGUUUAGCCGAAUCUCGUCAACAAAAUAGUGUUUGAAAAACCAUCCAAUUAGCCCAGCCAUCAAGAGAGACACUCAUGUUGUCAGCCAUCAAGACAAAGUUAUAACCCUUUUGUGAUCGUGCCCAAAACCACAAAGUUCAGUUGAAGACUUAGUAAAAUACGUAGGGGCAUAACAAAGUCAAGCAAGUCCCACAAACGUGAAAGUUUCAAAAGGGAAACAACAACAACAAAACAUUGUGGGACUUACAACUAGAUGCCCCUUUCUAUGUUAUCUAAAGUCAUAACCACUCAACCAAGAGAUCUUCCAACCAAUAUCCAAGGAAGAAGCUCAAGCAAAAGCUUACGUGAUAAGAAAAAAACCAUGCAGUCACUACCACUACACAAAAGAACUCCUCAGCAUACCAUUCUGGGUUGGAGCAAGAGUUCAUUUGCUUCCUACUCAUUCUUGCCUCUCAAAACCAAUAUUUUAAGAAAAAAGGGCAAUACAAGCUAUAGAUAUACUCUCUGGAAACCACCAACAUUUCCAAGAAAAAGAAAGACUUCCUCGAUGAGAGAAACUACAGACCUUAUACGAAUCCCCUAUUCCCAUCAAUUAGCCACAUAUCUUUGGGGGAAAGCCAAAAUUUCUCGACAAAAGUCAUGAGAUGGCCAAAAUCUCUCAAAGAUCUUCCUUCUAUCAUUGUCUCAACCCUGCUACAGGACAGUAAAAAUUUCAGGAUAAGAAGAUCCCACAGUCAAAAUCAACCAAUAACCUCAUUUCAUGAAAAAUCAUAUACCUCCACGACGAGACCAUAUGAGAUCACCUAAAUCAACCACACAAAGCUCUCUUGUUGAGAAAAACCUUAACCUCAAGCUCAUGUGGCCGUCAACAUAGACAGAGUCAUCUCAUGGUGACAGGAAUCUUGAUAGUAGUCGAAGUGUCGUAAACUUAAAACAUCCAUAGGAAUGAGUGAAAGUGGAAAAGAGGUCAAGGACGAGAGUGAGAGAUCACGGAUAUUCUCAUGGCUCGAUUUGCACUCUUCUUGAAACAAAAACAAUUAUGAGCA